This is a messenger RNA of Esox lucius (northern pike), 1098 nucleotides long. Its product is annotated as zinc finger BED domain-containing protein 1-like. Gene Ontology annotation, molecular function: protein dimerization activity. The transcript has 2 exons. Lineage: Eukaryota; Metazoa; Chordata; Actinopteri; Esociformes; Esocidae. The coding region runs from base 253 to 1089 and encodes 278 amino acids. The record is from RefSeq and is a predicted model, not a curated record.
UUCGCUAAACAGAAACGUAUCCAUAGCAACGCUCUGUUUUUCAUAUACGGUCUGAGCCAUGUAAUAAAUGGAAAUGCUAUUAAGGAUGACAGCCGCAUUGACCGUGCUGCUGGGCUGUGCAAAAAAUUGGUGGGACAUUUUUCCCACAGCUGGAAACAGAAGACGGCACUAAAAAAAGCACAACAGGAGCACAACCUCCCUGAGCACUCACUCAUCACAGAAUGUCCAACUAGGUGGGGCUCAAGACAAAAGAUGAUUGAGAGGGUCUUGGAGCAGCGGCGGGCCAUUUCUGAUGUCCUAUCAGCAGACCGUAAAACACGGCAUCUGGUUCCCUCCUGGCAGGACCUGGAUGUACUAGAGUCUGUAAACCUGGCAUUACGCCCUUUGCAGGAAUUUACUGAUGCUCUUUCCGGGGAAAUCUAUGUCAGUGUUUCAUAUGUGAAACCCGUCCUUCAUCUUUUAAAGACAUCGGCCCUUGUAGAAAAGGAAGAUGACACAGAUUUAACCAAGUCCAUUAAAGUGAAAAUCCUGGAUUACAUGAAUACAAAGUAUGAUGACCCAGGAACACAAGAACUUCUGGACAUCGCAUCCUUCAUGGACCCCAGGUUCAAGGUCACCUACAUCAGCAGUGAAAAAGUUGAGGACAUCAAGAGCAGGAUCAUGUCAGAAAUGAAAGACUCUGCACAGAAGGAGGGGACACAUUCUGAGAACACAGAGGCCCAGACCAUGGAGCUACCCAGCGAAAAAAAAACAAAGCGAUCAUUGGGCAGUUUGCUCAAAACAAAUCCAAGCCCCACUCCAACAGCAUCUUUCAUGCAUCUGGAGCAAGCUGUUGAAGCUGAACUUAACAGCUACUUGUUCUCCCCCACCAUUCACAGUGAAGCCGACCCUUUGGCCUGGUGGAGUUUCCACCAGGUCACCUACCCUAAGCUGACCAAACUUGCUCGGAAGUAUCUUUGUAUACCUGCAACUAGUUCUCCCUCCGAGAGGCUCUUCAGCACUUCAGGGAAUGUAGUAACAUGUCAACGAACAUGUUUGAAACCUAGCAAAGUUAACAUGCUGGUUUUCUUGGCCAAGAACUUGCCCUAAAGAGAUGGC